CAUUUUUCUUGCCUUUUUAACGCUUGUGGAUGUAUGAUGGUGGUAUAACAUCUAUGAUGAUUAUUGAUGAUAUGAUUGAUGAUAGUUUGUUGCUGUUGCGGAAUGUUGUAUGUACGGAUAUCAACCUAUGGAAAUCAACAGAAAGAAGUCUUAUGAGAUACCAAAAUUUCCUGUGAAAGUGAUGUCAAAAAAUCUUAUAAAAACCAUAUGCGGAUGUUCUAUCAAUAAAUAAUUUUUAAUAAUUCGUCAUAUUAUUGAAGAUUUUGAUUUUUAGUACCAACAGAUGCCGGAAAGUCUACAACCGGUUCUUAGCGUGAUGACAGAUACAGAACCUGAUCUUAGUACCUUCGAAAACAAAUCAGGUUUAGCAGAAGAUAUGAAAUUUUUGGCUUCCAUGCCAGAACUUUGCGAUGUUACUUUUCUGGUAGGAGAUACCAGAGAGCCAGUUUGUGCGGUUAAAGCAGUGUUAGCUGCAAGAUCAAGAGUUUUUCAAAAAAUGCUCUAUCAGGCUCCAAGUCCUCAACGAAAAAAGGAACCACCACCCAAAGAAAAUAAACUUCGUCUAUUUUUAAAGAGAUCUUCUGAACCGCUUCUUAAUUUACAAAAUGCUUCACAACAGCGGAGCUUCACCCAGCAGUUGGCUCCCAUCCCAGAGCCUCCUUCUCAGCAACAUCAGACAUUGAUUAUAGAAGAAUUUGAGCCAGAUGUGUUUAGGCAACUUAUAGAAUACAUUCAUACAGGAUGUGUAACUUUGCAACCGCGAACGUUAUUAGGCGUUAUGAACGCAGCUGAUUAUUACGGAUUAGACGAAUUAAGAAGAGCAUGUGCAGGCUUUGUUCAAUGCUGCAUCAACGUUGAUACUGUGUGUGCUCUACUGGCAUCUGCUGAAAGGUACAUUCAAUAUAAAUGUACAAAAUCGUUAGUUCAAAAGGUAUUAGAAUUCGUGGACGAACACGGAAACGAAGUGUUAAAUUUAGGAUCAUUUACGUUGCUUCCUCAACAUGUUGUACGCUUAAUAUUGGCCAGAGACGAACUUCAUGCAGACGAAUUCACCAAAUUUCAAGCAGCUUUAAUGUGGAGUAAAAAGUAUUGCGAUAACAAUCCAACCACAGCUUUAAAAGAUGUGAUCGGGAACUUUCUAGAAUACAUUCAAUUCCAUAAAAUCCCGGCGAACGUCCUUAUGAGAGAAGUACAUCCGCUAGGUUUGGUACCGUACAGUAUUAUUAUGAAUGCACUUGCAUAUCAGGCAGACCCAGCAAGUAUCGACCCCUCCAAACUCUCACCUAACAGAGUAAGGCGCCAAGCUCAAGGGAGGUCAAUGUCGGUGCAAAGUUCAUUGGAUCCUUACGGUUCGAAUACAACACUGAGCAGCAGUGCGUCUAGCGAGUUAGUGUCUUCAGACGGCAAACAUUCGUCCAACUAACAAACGGCCAUCAACGCACCCCGAUCCACUCGACAACAUCAUCAACCUCUCCAAUCGAUUACGGUCCCACAAUCUGCAGCACCUGUUAUCAUCACACGUCAAAUUGAACGGUCACAAUAUUUGAGUCCUCAUCCGUCUCCACAUUCCGCAUCCAGUACCAAUUCUACAUCGCAGUCGUCUCCCAGACACACAUUCACAUUCACCAUCGUACUCAAAAAGGUGACUUCCAUUGACAAAAACCAAUUACACUAAACCGUUGCACAUUUUUUUAUGUGCGUUAUUAAUUUUUUUUAUUUAUAUCGCCAUACUUUUUUGUCUUAAAUGAGCAUAUUAUUGGUCAGUUCAGAUUUAAAAUUUUUUAACCCUUGCAUGAAGUUCCAUUCAGGAUUUCAAUCCUAUUAAGUUUAGAAAUUAUUUCUGUCUACAAAAUAAACCCGGCAUCUGUUAAAUUAAAUAUUCGUUAAAUAUUAAUUAUUACAAGUCGUCUUCAUUUUAAUAUCGGUUUGUUUGUACAUGUAUGUAUGUAUUUCAACGCACUAACUAUAUUACAUUCUCUGAAGUUUUAAUUUUUAUGAACAUUUAGUUAAUCGGCUGAUGAUUAUAAUUUAUUAUUUAAAACCAGAUUGAUCUGUCACGAUUUUUGCAACGGAUUUCUUAAAUAUCCGUUGGCGCGGUAAAAUGAUAAAAAUAUUUUUUUUUUUUUGAAAUUAAAGAAAGAGUUUAAGAA
Agrilus planipennis (emerald ash borer) is the source of this 2150-nucleotide messenger RNA. Its product is annotated as serine-enriched protein. Bases 284 to 1423 code for a protein of 379 amino acids. The record is from RefSeq and is a predicted model, not a curated record. Gene Ontology annotation, molecular function: protein binding. The transcript has 9 exons. NCBI's taxonomy places the organism in Eukaryota, Metazoa, Arthropoda, Insecta, Coleoptera, Buprestidae.